Messenger RNA from Cebus imitator (Panamanian white-faced capuchin), 874 nucleotides. RefSeq names its product DNA-directed RNA polymerase II subunit GRINL1A-like. The transcript has a single exon. Bases 110 to 874 code for a protein of 254 amino acids. Gene Ontology annotation, biological process: maintenance of ER location; intracellular signal transduction; transcription elongation by RNA polymerase II. Lineage: Eukaryota; Metazoa; Chordata; Mammalia; Primates; Cebidae. The record is from RefSeq and is a predicted model, not a curated record. Gene Ontology annotation, cellular component: nucleus; RNA polymerase II, holoenzyme; intracellular anatomical structure. Gene Ontology annotation, molecular function: transcription elongation factor activity.
ACUCCCGCUCGUUCCCCAGAGUCACCUGCGGCCGCGGAUCCGGCGCUAGCUGCGGGGCCUGUUGAGGAAGCCGAGUGCCCGCGGCCACGCCAGCCUCAGCCUGCGCAGAAUGUCCUCCCUGCCCCGCGGCUUCGAGCCCCAAGCACCCGAGGACUUGGGGCAGCGCAGUUUGGUGGAGCUGCGGGAAAUGUUGAAGCGCCAGGAGAGACUUUUGCGCAAGGUAAAAUUCACUCGCAAAUUGCCCGACAAAGGUAAAAAGAUUUUUGACUCUGUUGCCAAACUGAAAGCUGCCAUUGCAGAACGUGAAGAAGUUAGAAGAAAAAGUGAACUGUUUCAUCCUGUUAGUUUAGACUGUAAGCUAAGGCAAAAAGCAACUGCGGAAGUUGAUGUCGAUACAGAUAAGGCCCAGAAUUCUGACCAGAUACUUGACACUUCAUCACUAGCUCCUGGCUGUUCCUCUGUAGACAACAUCGAGUCAUCUGAAACAACCUCACAAAACCAGGGACUUGGACAUCCUACUCAUGAAGGUGAUGAAGAAACUCCAGAGGCUGAGUACACAGUGAGUAAGGGCCCAGCUUCCAGCAACAGAGACAGAGUGCCGCCUUCAUCUGAAGCUAGUGAGCAUCAGCCGCAGCAUCGUGUUUCAAGUCAAGCAGAAGAUACUUCCAGCAGCUUUGACAACCUGUUGAUUGACAGGUUACAGAGGAGUGCCAUUGCAGACGAAGGUGAACAACAGUCAGAAGAAAACAUAAGUGCUACGAACUUGACAGGCCUUUCUAAUGGGACUCAGAAGAAACCUCAUUACAUGGAAGUGCUAGAAAUGCGAGCCGAAAACCCAGCGCCCCAGCUGCAUGAAUUUAAGACCAAUGUGUAA